This is a messenger RNA of Exaiptasia diaphana, 3452 nucleotides long. Its product is annotated as putative RNA-binding protein EEED8.10. Bases 1142 to 3331 code for a protein of 729 amino acids. The transcript is spliced from 21 exons. Gene Ontology annotation, molecular function: protein binding; RNA binding. Gene Ontology annotation, cellular component: SCF ubiquitin ligase complex. Gene Ontology annotation, biological process: SCF-dependent proteasomal ubiquitin-dependent protein catabolic process. Lineage: Eukaryota; Metazoa; Cnidaria; Anthozoa; Actiniaria; Aiptasiidae. The record is from RefSeq and is a predicted model, not a curated record.
GGACAUUUUUGGACUUGAAGUUUUAUUUGUACACUUACUUUUCCAUUAUUUGAUGAUAUAACAGAUGAAACUUCCUUAAAUGCUAUUGGUGCCUUUUUGUAACAUUUAUUACACCACCUAGUGCCAGGUCUAUAAUCAAGGCAUGUUUCUCCAGCAAGAUCAAGUAGUUUUUGGUAGCUGACAGGGAUUGUAUAUGGAUGAAGUGAUUUUGAAUGACCCCAUGAAGAUGGACAAGAACAUCUGGAGUUGUUUUCGCGCCUUAUUUUAUCAAAAUGAUAUUGGCAUAUGUAAUUACCACACGGUAAAGCGGUACAUCUUUCGAUUUCCGGUGUUGUUUUUCGAAUAAUACCUCUACAUUGCCGCUCUGACUGCCUAGUAGUUGCAUAAAAGCAUAACAUAUUUGCAGUAGCGAAAAAAAUAUGCCAGAUAGCACUUGCCGGCGCACUCGUCAGCUUGUGCUACUAUGGCGACGACAUUAAUAUGAAGUUCAUAUGCUUUGUUCAUACAAUGUGCAAGCAUAGAUUAUUUUGUGCAAAACAUAUAUUAUAAAACAUGUMUUAAUCUAACUAUGGUUAAGCUCUCAAGACUAAGUAUUGGGUAUUUCGGCUAAGCAUUGGGGUUUUGUAGACAUAUCUUUGCACAAAUGGCUCAUUUCGCUGCAUGGUUCACGAUAAAUAGCAUGUACAUUUCAUCAGUAUUUCUUUACAAAACUUGGAUAUUUUUACAGUUUACAUCUACCAUACAAAAGCGAAUUAAUUGCAAAAAGACAUGAGUCAUAAUUUUAUACCUUGUUUAUUAAAAACCCAUGUUUAUUCCUUGUUUGAAGUUCAAUCUUCAAAGUAAAAAACAUGCGAAAAAAGCGGCCAUUUUGCUUGUUAUUAUCAGUUGCCGCUGUACGCAAUGAUCGAGUUGGCAAAAACGUAUUUCCGCGGUGCCGCAGCCAUGUGAGUGAAUGAAAUAGAUGCAUUUUAUGGUUCAAACUCAAGAAAAUCUCAAYUGUUUUACUGACAGAGAAGUGUACGUACUUUUCAAGAAAAGAUGUAGCUAGGUUUUUGCUCCAUAGGUGUAGCUGAAGGCCAAAUCGAGGUAUUUUCUGAGUAAUUUAGACAGUUCAGAAAUUUGGAAUGAUUUGUCCUACAUCAUGAAUCUGGGCGCAAGCGGCAAGUCGUCUCAUUCUCAGUUGCUUGAAGCGCUAAAAAGGAUGAACUUUAAUAGAGCUACGACUGGACUAUUGUGUUUACAAGAGACUGUCGAUCCCGGAGAGAAUUCACACGACAUUAACGGUGCGGAAAAUACAAACCAUCAAAAGGUUCCAACUGAAUCUGACACAAYAGAGACACCUGCAAAGACAACCGACUCAACUUCUGCAAAGAACAUUCAUUCAAAUUCCACCUCAAACGCUCYUACUCGGGAAUCUYCGGGUAAAUUAGAUUUGGUAGGACAAGUUAAGAAAACAGUUGGACGAAAUAAAGYRAUUGCCAAUAAGUGCAAAGUUUUCGUUGGAAAUGUUGGUUUUAAAGUUAGAAGACGGGAAUUUCGGGAAUUCUUCGGUUAUUUUGGUAAAGUGCUUAGUGCAGAGAUCAUUGAAGACAAAGCCAAGAGAAGAUCACGAGGGUUUGGUUUUGUAACGUUUAGCAAUGAAUGGGAGGCACAGAAAGCAAAAGACUCUACAGACGAUGAACGGAUGUUGAAUGGAAGAGUAAUGACAGUAUCAACUCCAACAAGGAGAAGAAAAGGUGGACGUGAACCUUUUGAGGAGGAGCAAUCUUUAGAGGAUGUCUUAGAAGAAUUCAAACAGUUAUCUUUAAUGCAAGAGACAAAAGAAGAYGUCCAUACUGAAAGUACAAGUAAUAAAACUGAAAAAAGUGUACCCUCGUUUUCCAGCCUAAAUGAWGAUAUCCUUAUUCACAUAUUUACAUUCUUGGGUCUAAAAGAUAAAAUACAAAUAGAACGAGUGUGUAGAAAGUGGAAGUACCUUGUGCUCAAAGCCUGGCCUUCRGUGACUCACUUAGAUUUCAAAGAUAUUUUUUCGCUGUAUAAAGGAGGUCUCACAGAUUAUAUUCUUCUGAAAAUAUUGCAACGUGGAUGCAAAAAUCUUCAAUCUCUUGACUUAUCUGCUUCACCUUUCCUGUUAACUGAUUUUGCUGUCCACUGCAUUGCUAAACAUUGUAAAAGCUUGAAAAGAAUAGACUUAUCAGAAGUUAAAYUGACUACCUCUUCUUUAAAAGUCUUGUCUAAAUCUUGCAAUAAACUAGAGAUUCUUAUUCUAAGACGAAGUGGUGUUGGUGAAAAAGGAUUUUGGUGGGUGUUUAAAGAAUGUAGACAUCUAAAAUACAUUGAUGUAUCAGAUAACAAAAGAUUGACAGGAAAGUGUUUCUUCAUGCUGCCACCAACUGUUGAAACUCUUAUUCUCAGUGAUUGUAGCAGACUAACAGACAGUGGUGCUGCAUUUAUUGGUAAUAUAUGUAAUAACCUUAAGACAAUUGACAUGUCUGGAUGUGCAUCACUUACCAAUGCUGCAUUCACAGCCCUGCUGAACUGCACAAAGGUCGARACUUUCCGUUUCAAAAAUUGCCCUCAAACAGUUAAUGGUGAAGGACUAGAGAUGAUGAUAUCAAGAUUCGCUAACUUGAUGAAGUUGGAUCUUUCUGGUUGUGACGCUGUGAAUGAUAAYUUACUUUUCCACAUUGGGCGCUGCUCUACUAACCUAAAUUCUCUUAAUAUUCAAGAUUGUAGUAUUGGUGAUGUGAGUGAUGCUGGACUACAGUCCCUUGUUACUUGUGAGAAGCUACAAGAACUUAUCAUAAGCUAUAACGAUCAUAUUACAAACGCAAGCAUCAGUCAGUUGGCUUUGAAUGGAACACUGCGAAUAUUCAUUGCUAGGUCAUGUGAUGGAAUGACGGAUGGAGUUGUUGAAAGUCUUCUUACACGCUGUACAAACCUCGCCGAGCUGGAUCUCAGCGGUUGUAUAUACAUAACUGACGCAUCGUUACUUCAUGUGAUUAACUACUACACGUCUCCAGUUGAUAGGUGUUUGUUGACGUUAGUCAUCGGAGGUACAUCGAUAUCUGACGACCGAAUAGAUCAAGCYAUAGAGGAAUGUCAGGGGGUAAAAAUCGUAACGCAUGACUUUUCCACCGAUCAUCCCAAAGCCAGGAAUCAGAGGAUUGCUAUGCCGCAAUUUUUCCUGGAUAGUGACGAGGAAGAUGGCGAUGACGAUGACGACCAGUCACAAAACGAACAUGACUUUGGCGCCGGCGAUGAGUACGAUGAUUUUCUAUUGGCUGAUGACCCAUCAAUGAUGGACGAACAAGAAUGGAUGUUUAAUUAACUUCAAUUCGGUGAUUUUCUUCGUUAUGAAAACAAGUUAAAAAUAUCAACUCAUCAGUAGAUAAGUUAUUCACAAACUCUCAUUACUUGGAUACAUAAGCUAUUAAAUUCUUGUAAAAUAC